UACUUGGGCUCUUUCAAAGCAGUGGUUAAUAAACAUUUGUGAAAACUAAAGGCAACAUAUGUGAAAAACUCGUUUCAUUUGCCGUUGGAUGCAAAUCUCCGGCGACACCAAUUAUCACAAAACUACACCCUUUUUCCCGCCAAGUCUGAAGCUUUCGCCCAACGCUCUCGCAAUUCCCUCUAAAAAACACUGAAAUAAACUCCACCAGCCGCCACCACCACCACGAGACACAGCUGGUUGAUGUUAUCGCUCCGGUCAUGUUGUUAUAGUGUGACUCACACCAACACCAUAACCACCGCAUUCUCUCACCCUAUUAGACAUUCUCUUCUUAAAUUGUCGUCGUCAUCAUCCCUAACAUUUCCUCUCUUCUUUCUUUCGAACAAAAUGUCAUCAUCUCGUCCCUCCGCCUUCGAUGCACUCAUGUCCAAUGCUCGUGCGGCUGCCGCGAAGAAGAAAACCACGGAAUCUUCCGCUUCCCCUAAGAAACGCAAAACCCUAGAUUCAAAACCCCCAAUUAGUUCGACACCUAUUAGCGAAGCUAAAGUUGCAGAAGCCUCACCAAAGCCGGAUAAACCAUUGGAUACGAACACAAAGAAGAAAACCCAGGUGUCUUCCUCGUCCCCCAAGAAACGCAAAACCCUAGAUUCAAAACCCCCAAUUAAUUCGACCCCAGUCACCGAAGCUAAAGUUGCAGAAGUCUCACCAAAACCCGAGAAAACAUCGGACACGAAUCAAAGUAAAGACGAAACUGUCUCAAAUGAGAUUAUAGAAGCUAAGCCAAACCUUGAUGUUGCUCCAUCAAAGGAAGAAAAUGCAUCUAAAAAACCACGGCCGAUUGAUGUUGAUGAGAGUAUGAUUCAAUUGAAGAAGAAACCGGCAAACUUCAAACCCGAAAAGGCUGCGUUCUGGGGCGAAGGAGAAAGGGUGCCGUUCCUAUUUCUCUGUCGGGUUUUUGACGCAAUCUCCAAAGAAUCUGGUCGGAUUCUGAUUACAGAAAUCGUCUGUAACAUGCUGAGAACUGUAAUCAAGACAACACCUGACGAUUUAGUUGGGGUUGUAUACCUCUUGGCUAAUAGAAUCGCCCCAGCUCACGAAGGAUUAGAGCUUGGAAUCGGUGAUGCUUCCAUCAUCAAAGCUCUCGCUGAAGCUUGUGGUGCAAAAGAAGCACACAUCAAAAAGCAAUACAAGGAACUGGGAGACUUGGGCCUUGUUGCCAAAGCAAGCCGCUCUUCCCAACCUCUGAUGCGUAAACCUCAACCUUUGACAGUUUCGAAAGUUUUUGAUACAUUCAGGGUUAUUGCCAAGGAAUCUGGGAAGGAUAGUCAAGAUAAGAAGAAGAAUCAUAUCAAGGGACUUCUUGUUGCAGCAACUGACUGUGAACCUCAAUAUUUGAUACGUUUACUUCAGACAAAAUUGCGAAUUGGUUUAGCUGAACAAACACUCUUAACUGCAUUGGGGUAUGCUAUUGUGUAUACUGAAAAUGGUGAAUCACCUUCAAAGCACUCAGAUUCACCAUUAGAAGAGGCUGCAAAGAUUGUGAAACAAGUGUACUCUGUAAUUCCUGUAUAUGACAAAAUUGUCCCUGCUCUUCUCUCUGAUACUGUAUGGAAUCUACCAAAAACAUGUUGCUUUUCACCUGGUGUUCCAGUGGGACCCAUGCUUGCUAAACCUACUAAAGGAGUAUCUGAAAUUUUGGAUAAAUUUCAAGAUAUGGAGUUCACUUGUGAAUACAAAUAUGAUGGAGAACGGGCCCAGAUACAUUAUUUGGAAGAUGGCACAGUUCAAAUAUACAGCAGAAAUGCUGAAAGAAAUACUGAAAAGUUUCCUGAUGUUGUGGUUGCUGCUUCAAGAGUUAAAAAACCAAGUGUGACAUCAUUUGUUUUGGACUGUGAAAUCGUUGCAUAUGAUCGCAAGAAACAAAAAAUUCUCCCAUUCCAGAUUUUAAGCACACGUGCUCGAAAAAACGUUGUAAUGAGUGACAUCAAAGUGGAUGUAUGCAUUUACGCAUUUGAUUUGUUGUAUUUGAAUGGACAACAACUUUUACAAGAACAACUUAGUGUUCGUAGAGAGCGUCUAUAUGAAUCCUUCAAUGAAGAACCUGGAUUUUUCCAGCUUGCAACAGCCAUAACUUCAAAUGAUCUGGAAAAAAUUCAAACCUUUUUAGAUGCUGCUGUCAAUGGCAGUUGUGAGGGUUUGAUUAUCAAAACGUUAAAUAAAGAUGCGACAUAUGAGCCUGCAAAGCGAUCAAAUAACUGGCUCAAGUUAAAGAAAGACUAUAUGGACAGUAUUGGUGACUCAUUGGAUUUAGUGCCAAUUGCUGCUUUUCAUGGAAGAGGAAAACGUGUAGGUGUAUAUGGUGCUUUUCUUCUUGCUUGUUAUGACAACAAUAAGGAUGAAUAUCAAACUAUUUGCAAAAUUGGGACUGGUUUUUCAGAAGCCAUGCUUGAAGAAAGGUCUACAAGUCUUCGUUCUAAAGUCAUCCCAAAACCCAAGUCAUACUACCGAUAUGCAGAUUCUAUAAAUCCAGAUGUGUGGUUUGAGGCAACUGAGGUUUGGGAGGUCAAAGCUGCAGAUUUGACCAUCAGCCCUGUUUAUUGUGCUGCAAUUGGUGCAGUUGACCCUAAUAAGGGUAUUUCACUGAGAUUCCCACGUUUACUUCGUGUUAGAGAAGACAAGGGUCCGGAGGAUGCUUCAUCUUCAGAUAUGGUUGCUGAUAUGUAUAAUGCUCAGAAACAUACACAAGGUAACAAUCAAGAUGAUAACGAUGAUGAGUGAAAGAUGCAAGUUUUGUGUAAUCUUUUAGUAGGUAGAUCAUAGAUGGUGAAUUAUGACUAUUUAAUUAUUGUGCAAUUUGUGUAAAUUCUGUUUGAUUUAUGGAUUAUAUAUAAUCCACUAUGGAACUAAAGGUUUUCAUAAA
Molecule: messenger RNA, 2917 nt
Organism: Lactuca sativa (garden lettuce)
Lineage: Eukaryota; Viridiplantae; Streptophyta; Magnoliopsida; Asterales; Asteraceae
Gene: LIG1
Product: DNA ligase 1
Biological process (GO): DNA biosynthetic process; lagging strand elongation; DNA recombination
Cellular component (GO): mitochondrion; nucleus
Molecular function (GO): DNA binding; DNA ligase (ATP) activity; ATP binding
Source: RefSeq, a predicted model, not a curated record